AUGGAUAGCUCUGCGGCAACAUCAACCGACCACUCUGUUUCAAAACCUCGUGGGAGAGGCCGCGGCCGCUCCCGAGGGGGUCUGGGCAAAUACCUGCGAGCUCGAGGACGCGGGCGGGGUGGUGGGCGACCGGCUGAGUUUCGCGAACGGCUGGUGCUCGCAGGAGAACGGCCCGAAGAGCUCGAUGAGGAGGAGGCGGAAGAGCUCCAGAAACGGUAUUCACGGAGGCAGCUCGGAUCGAAUGCCGAUAGGUAUGCCGAGCCUGAACCUGAGCUCGGGUCGGACGGUGAGGAAAUACUCGAGCCGGAAGUGGACUUGUCGCGUUUUCUGGAACGGCAACGAUUAGACGACGCACCGCCUCCGCUCGGCACAUCAGUUACGACUGAGGAGCAUGAGGAUGACGUCGACCAUACCCUGUCUCAUGUCACGGCUAAACCAGUGGUAGGAGCACCGUCAAGGAAAGGCAAGGUCCAACACAUCGAGUGGGACUCCGAUCUGGAACAGAUGAGCCGCGAGAAGGUUGUGGCAGAGGCGAACUGGGAAUUGAAAACACGUUUUCGUGCCAAGACAGCACAGAAGCUGGAAAGGGCUGGACUUCGGGAUACAUCAUAUGUCGAGGCACCGCCUCUGCCUAUUGAAUCAAAAAAGCCUCCUCAAGAUGCUAAAUCGCAAAUGGAAGACUUUUUAGACGAUUUACUCAGUUAG
Molecule: messenger RNA, 705 nt
Organism: Heterobasidion irregulare TC 32-1
Lineage: Eukaryota; Fungi; Basidiomycota; Agaricomycetes; Russulales; Bondarzewiaceae
Exons: 4
Coding region: 1-705 (234 amino acids)
Source: RefSeq, a predicted model, not a curated record